Molecule: messenger RNA, 502 nt
Organism: Plasmodium gaboni
Lineage: Eukaryota; Apicomplexa; Aconoidasida; Haemosporida; Plasmodiidae
Source: the annotation of a RefSeq genome assembly
AUUUAUGAAAAUACUCUUAUAAGUGAGAAAAAAAUCGGAGAUUAUAUAAACGAUAAAAUGAAUGAAAAUAUUAAAAUAGAAGAUAAAAAAGGAGAGAAUAUAAACAUUAAUAAAUAUGAUGAUAAUUCCAAAAUAUUAAAUGAAUUAAUUAUUAAAAAUAAAGGUUCUCAGGAUAAUAAUGCAGAAGAUAUAUCAACAAAUGGUAGUGAUAAAGUGGAUCAAAUAAAAAAUAAAAAUGAAAGUUUACAUAAAAUAGAUAAUGUAAAUGUCGAAAAAGAUAAAAUAUCAAAUAACAAGGAAAACAAUGGGAUUAUCAUUGAACAUAAAGAGCAUGAUAUUACAUCAGAUAAUAAAGAAAAAAAAGAAUUUGAUAAUGUAGUUGAGACACCAAUUAAAGAACAUAAUGUAUUAGACGAUAAAGAGAGAACAAUUCAACAUGUUGAAGAAGAACCUAUAGGACAAGAUAAAAGUAUGGAGAAUAAUAAUGUAUCUACUAAUGUAU